Messenger RNA from Letharia columbiana, 276 nucleotides. RefSeq lists its product as uncharacterized. Lineage: Eukaryota; Fungi; Ascomycota; Lecanoromycetes; Lecanorales; Parmeliaceae. The record is from RefSeq and is a predicted model, not a curated record. The transcript is spliced from 2 exons. Bases 1 to 276 code for a protein of 91 amino acids.
AUGUCCUCCGUCACGACAGGCAUCUCCAACCUCCUCUCCUCCCUCUUCGAAAUCCUCACCGGCAUCGUCCGCAGCGUCUUCUCCGCCGUCCAGUCCGUCUUCGGCCUCGCCCGGGAUCUGAUCGCGAGCAUCUUCGAUCUCAUGAGCGGGCUGGUGGGAUUCGUGCUCGGCAAUAUCGUCAUCAUUGGCGUACUCGUGGCGGUCUAUGUUGGGUACUCGGCGUACCGGCAGAAGAAUCAGGGGGGUGGGAUUACGGCUGGGACGAAGAGGUCGUAG